Betta splendens (Siamese fighting fish) is the source of this 2776-nucleotide messenger RNA. It is a transcript of the gene asmt2, whose product is annotated as acetylserotonin O-methyltransferase 2. Gene Ontology annotation, biological process: methylation; melatonin biosynthetic process. Gene Ontology annotation, molecular function: acetylserotonin O-methyltransferase activity. The record is from RefSeq and is a predicted model, not a curated record. The transcript is spliced from 8 exons. The coding region runs from base 414 to 1460 and encodes 348 amino acids. Lineage: Eukaryota; Metazoa; Chordata; Actinopteri; Anabantiformes; Osphronemidae.
CAUUUCAAUAGUUUGUAUGUAUGACCGUUCAUGGGUCGCACAUAUCGCAGAGCUGUAUUGCUUGCUCAUCCAUGUGGAGAAUUUCAUGGUCACCAAAGACUAAAAAUAAGCCUGCGGCUCAGCAGCGCCCCCGCUGCUGCCCCGGUUGAUCCUGGAACUGCACCGACGCACACCGAUCGCUGUUCUUUCUGCUGAAGCCGCUGCAGCUUCCGGAACCGGGCAUGUUUCUCCUCCACUGACGGUCCGUGGACCACUCCAGCAGCUCCGCUCACACCUGUGGUGCUUUGGGCUGGAACUUAAACCCGGGCUCGAGUGAAGAUGCGCGACGAGCAGUGAGCACAUCCAGCACGGAACACGGUGAAGUUGCAGGAGACGCCGCAGCUGUGAUUUGCGUCUCCAUCAGCGGCGCAGCCAUGGCAGAGCACAUGUCCCAGAGCGAGCUGGAUUACCCGUUCAAACUGCUGGAGUACGUCAACGGCUUCAGGGUCUCCAAGGUGAUAUUCUCAGCCUGUGAGUUGGGCGUGUUCGACCUCCUCCUAAAGUCUCAGGAGCCGCUGAGUGCCCAACGCGUGGCCCGGGAGCUGAGCACCAGCGUGGACGGGACGGAGCGGCUGCUGGACGCCCUCGUGGGCAUCGAGAUCUUGGAGGUGGAGACCGCAGAUGGAACAGCUUUGUACAGCAGCACCGACGUGGCCAACCUGUACCUGGCCAGAGGCAGCGCCAAGUCUCUGCACGACAUGAUCAUCUAUCAGUCACAAACCAUCUACCCACUCUGGAACAACAUGGUGGAUGCCAUCAGGGAGGGGAAGAAUCAAAAUGAAAGGACCUUUGGAUUUCCACCAGAGGACAUUUUCCAAGUCAUGUACAGGUCUGAGGAGGAGAUGCUCAAAUUCAUGGGUCUGAUGAACUCGACGUGGGUCCUGGACGGACACGACAUCGUCACGGCGUUCAACCUCUCCUGCUUUCGGGCGAUCGUGGACCUCGGCGGUUGCACCGGCGCUCUGGCCCGCGAGAUGGCGAAGGCGUACCCGUCCUCCUGUGUCUCAGUGUUCGAUCUCCCCCAGGUUGUAGAAACGGCUCAGAAACAUUUCUCUCAGGACAACGAUGUCUUCGUGUUCCAAAGCGGUGAUUUCUUCAGUGGUGAAAUUCCUGCUGCUGAUCUUUAUGUCCUGGCAAGAAUCAUUCAUGACUGGCCCGAAGAGAAGUGCCUCACGCUGCUGAAGAAGAUCCACGCCACCUGCCAGCCAGGCGGCGGCGUCCUGCUGGUGGAGGCCAUGCUGCUGGAGAACAGGCGAGGCCCCGUCAUGGCUCAGGUCUUCUCUCUGAACAUGCUGGUGCAGGCGGAGGGCCGGGAGCGCUCGCCGUCCGAGUACACCCGCCUGCUCAACGCGGCCGGCUUUCACAGCGUUCAGGCCUGCAGGACCGGCAAGUCGUACGACGCCAUCCUGGCCGUCAAGUGAGCGCCGACCCACACCGGGACACAUUCCAGCGUGUCCAAGGCCACUGAGCUAGUAGCUGAAGAAAGGUGUUCAGCCUCAGUGCACGUGGAUCAACGUUUAAUGUUGUUGUUCACCCCGUUAUCACAUUUACAGUCUAACAUGGCUCCAGGGAGGAGAGUGAAAAGCUCCCUGUUUCCCAAUAUGACAAACUAGAAUUAGAAGUUAUUGGAUGUGUCAUGAAGGUCUAUCAAGUUUGAUGCGGGAAAAAGUCACAGAAGUACUGUUGUGGUCAGAGGCUGACCGCUUGAUGCCUGCAUCAGAACUGGAAUCUCAUAGGAGGAGGACUGACUGUGUGCAGGACUGUGCACAGUUCUUUUCAUAUGCAACUUUGAUUUCUCAAAUGUUGUUAAGGACAAACAGUAAAAAUAAUGGAGCAGCGUCCCAAAGGUUCGGCUCAGACUUAAUCGCUGAUCAGUCCUCCAUAAGAUAAUCAAACAGACUCGCUGUGAAUUUGUUUUCUUUUUUUAUUCAUGGCUGGUUGAAAUGUUGAAAUAGUGACUGGUGUGGAACUAUUUCAUUACAUCAUCUCAGCACCAAAUAGCUGCUGGAAAGUGUCCUAAUGCAGCUCUCAACAUCAGUGUGCUACUGAUGAGAUGUGAAUUCAAAACUGUGAAAUCUCAGCAUAUGAACACUGUCCAUUCUGUUACAUGGUAGCAUAAUGUUGUAGUCUGACUUCUGAUCUCUCCACUGAACGUGUUGGCAGCAUGCAUCCCUCAGGGUAAAUCGUACAGUAGUGACACCUUUAUGUAGUGUGAGUCACGUUUAGUCCUAUAAAAAAUGUGCAUGUCUUAACAUGCAGGUGUGCAAAUCUUUUGUAGUGGUUUCUUUAAGUAUGUUUGUUCUGUUAAUAUUUUCUACUGUUAAUUCUCUGUAAACUAAAAGUGUUUAAAGGUGUAAAGCUCCUGCACAUUACGUUAAACUUACAGUAUAUCAUUAUUCUAUUCAUGUUAUUCUAUAUAGAUUAAAAACGUAGAAAGUGAGUUUUUUUUAACUGACUAAUACCACAACUUUACCUAAAACCUCCUGUUUACCACCGCAGUAUUUACAAUUGUGGUUGUAGACCAAAGCAAGAUGUGUUUGAACUGUAAACCAGUGUUCUUGACUGUUUGAAAAUAAUGUAUGAAUCAUUUAGUUGUUACAGAAAUGUCCACACGUAACAAGUGGAUCUGAAGUUUUUGGACAACUGGCUGCUCUGGUCUGCGUACAGGCCGCAGGCGUGAAGACAGUAAAUAUUAUCACAUGAACAUGACACAAAAAAAUAAACAAUAUAAAAUAAA